This is a messenger RNA of Seminavis robusta, 4110 nucleotides long. The record is from the annotation of a GenBank genome assembly. Lineage: Eukaryota; Bacillariophyta; Bacillariophyceae; Naviculales; Naviculaceae.
AUGUCGACAUUUGAAUGGCGACCCAACAACGGCAGCGAUGCCGUCCAGGAGACGACGACGGAGUUUGAUACUCUAGAAGGUUGUUUGUUUGCUUGCUCUGGAAAACAGACCACGAUGAACCCCUCCUUGACCAUGAUACCACCCACGCCCAUUGCGGCCGAAAGCUUCAACAACGGCGUCCAGCCCACAGCUGGUGAUGACCUGUCUCCUCCCAACGCUGUUGAUGCCAGCAAAAUGAAUGGGAUUGCCGUCCCUGUGUCUGCCACUGCCGGCUGGUCCCAAUCUCCUCCAAAGACUGAAGGUGUCUACCCCAGUUGUGUCUCCUAUGACUUGCGUCUUUUGCACGAUGAUUCUCUCGAAUUGGCAGUCUCUCUGGAGUACACCAAUCCUCGUCCCAAAGAAUCCAUGAUGGUCAACGUGGCCGUGGCCAAGACUUUGGUCAACGCCGAAAUGGGAACAGAAUUGGCAUUGGUCGCCACGCAGUUUCAAGAAUUUGUACAAGAUAAGUGGAUCGAUAUCACGGCCGACGUCGACUACACCCAGACUGCCAAUGCUGUCGUGGAUGCUGUCCUGAGCGAUCCCAAUGCGGGACAAACGGCUGGAAAGGCCACCGUGACGGCCAAGACGGUGGAAUUGACUUUGGGGCCCUUUGUCGCCAAGGCGCGCCUCAAUCUCAUCUUUCAAGCCGACCAAUUGUACACGUACGAGGCCAUGAGCGUCCGAGACGACGCCGCGGAUAUCGGAACCCAUCGAUUGCUGCCGCUCUGGGUGACAUUGCCAUUUGCUCCCGUCCAUCACGAAGCUGGAUUGUCCAAUCUGGCAGUGCGCCUGCAGGCGCCUCCGGGCACAUCGGUCUUGCCCAUGGAAGAAUUCCGCGAAGCCUACCAGGAUCUCAAACAGCAAGAGAUUAUGGAGGCCAUCACGGUCCUGGCAGUGUCGGAUCUAUCACCGCAACCCAUCCAGAGGACUGUGGGAUUUCAGUUCCGAUGGGAGAGUCUUCCGUUCCGGUCGACUGGAAUCUUGGCGUGGUUGGCACUGCCCAAUCCAGUGGAAGAUCCCUUUGAUUUUGUCCACAUUGGACGCAGUUUGGCAGAAAUGACAGCAGAAAUGACAGCCGAGUCGCACAACAAGAACAACCUCAGAAAGGAACAAACGCAAGCAAGGAUUCAAGUGCCUACAGCAGAGGACGUCUCCUCUCUUCAAGUGCCGCUUCCUGGACACGGUCCCAUGGGGAGUUUGUAUCGUGUCAAGGUCAAAAUGCCACAGGCACAACCAAGACAGCAGCCUCUCUUUAUUUUGAAUCUGACGCUCUCGGACCGCUCCGGGUCCACUUCGAUGCGGGUUCGAAGCAGCGACGGCGCCUCGUCGGCUGUGACCAUGCGGCAACGAUUCAAUGAGCUGGCCGAAGUACGCUUCUUGAAACGUCUCGAGUCCAUCCCUGCGUUGGUGCAGGCUGGUGUAUUGCAAAUGGAUGAUGUCUGGAUGGAUGCCUUUUUGGCGUUUGAUAGUGCCGCUCCCGCAUCGUCCAUUCAUCGCGUCGUGAUCCGUGUCCGCAAUGUCCAUGACCACAUUGUCGAAGUGGUCCAAGCUAUUCGCGACAACAACACCGCGGUGGCAACCAAUAAACUGCCCAUGAUCUUCCGUCAUGUCCAGGCGCUGCGUGGGAUCAGACCGGGCGGUGCCACCGAUUUCUCCGUGGGGCCAAGGACACUGAUUCACUCGUAUGCUCAGUGGAAGAAGGAAGCGCAAUCGUUGUUGCCUGCUGGUAGUGGAGAGACAAAGCCUUGUACCUUUGUCGAGUUUGACACUGACGGGGGCCACAACGGAGCCCCCGGUUAUCUGGACAUCAUUCGCAGCUUUUGCAAGGCCUACGACGUCAGGGAUGGGGUUGUGACUGGGUUUGGUUCCUGGCUCAACCAGGACUGUGCCAGCAAAGUAGCCAAGGUGUUGGGCUCGUUGCCCGCACUGCUGUCGCUACAGGUGCCCCAGACCGGUUCCGAAGGCUUGGACAAGGUAUUCCGGACUGGCUUUUCUGCGUGGAUUGGGGCGCUGCGGCGUCCUCCAGCUUUGACCUUGAAAGUCUCUGCGGGAUGUGUUUCGUUCGCGUCGGGUGCUUCCUCUCGCAAUGCCAAUGCCGUGGAGUUGUUGGCGGUGAGACGAGUCGGUGAGCGCUUCCAGCCAAUGGUCGCCUUCGGACCUCCCGAUGUGUCGGACGAGACUUUCACCAAGGCUGUCGUCACAAAUGUGCCGGCGGGGGAGGAGCUGCUCUUGUACUUGGUGUCUCGGCUUGAUGGCCCGGCGGAGCUGGCGCAGCGAUUGGAGAUCCUGUCCGGCGUCGAAGGCGCCCCUUCCGACGCAAGAACCAAAGGACAAGUUGAGAACGAGGAAGAGGCAAAGAGAAACAGUUUUCUCGCGUAUGAUUGGCUAAAGAUGCUGACAACUCUGCCGGGGAAGGUAGACACCCUGCAGCACGCACCGCUCAUGUCGACAAGCCUUGCUUCUCGAUUGGAAGAUGAAAUGUCGUUCCGCUUCAACAUUGCCUCUCCUUCGGGGAAAACGUCGUUCCUGGGAAGGUGCAAGACCGUGGCAAACAGGGCGCCGAUUGACGCGGCCCACCAACCAGGCAAGCCCUCCUGCCCUCUUACUGUGGAAGCCCCUGCAUCGGGGCCAAAGCGUCAUCGCCACAAUGGCCCGCUUCUGAAGGGCCGUAAUCGGGGACGUGCGGGAGGACGUGCGGGGGGCAGAGGAGGAGGAGGCGGGAGAACCUCAGGCCCACCACCUCCGCCUGGUACGCUCUAUGCCUCGCGCGGGCCUCCAAUGCCUCUAGCCGCGGCGCCUGCAUUCCGAUCUUCCGCUGCACCGCAGCCGCCUGCAGGUACGACGGCUUUUGGAGCGCCGGCGGCAUUUUCAUCUUCGGCUCCGUCUCGGCCUGAUGGUUUUCACUCUUCUGCGUCCGAUGCUGGGUUGCAGAUGAAGUAUUCUGCUUCUGUGGGCCCGUUCGCCAACCACCGGGUUAGCCUCACCAUGGACGAUGACGUGGGAGAGGAAACGACUCGCCGCGUUGGCGUCUUAGCGAGUUUCCCGCCCAGCAACAUAUCCUUUCAACCACCUCCGAUGACGGGGGCGAUGGCCCCGCUGGCCGCAUCGGCUUCCAUGGCGAGCUCGUCGGCGAGAAGCUCGCGGAGGCACAAGUGUUUGGCGAACUCGACGGAGCGACGGAGGAGGGCAUCAGUGACAAUGCCUUCGGCCUGCAAUGCAACCCAGCCAACCCCGCCACAAAAACCGAAAGAACCUUCGUGGAUGGACGCCUUGGCUGUGCCUGUCGGUUCCAGCAAACCACUGACAAAUCAAGGCUACGAUGAAUUGUUGCAAGCCAUGAACGAGGUUGUUCACGCUCGCCGGCGACUGGAUUUGGAUCCAAGAGUUAACUUUGUGUGUGACAUUUGCACCCGCCAGUUUGCGCCCGGCCAGGCACGUUAUCAUUGCUAUGAUUGCCAAGACUUGGAUGCUUGCGCGAACUGUCGUGGCCGUCAUAAUAUGGCCUUCCACAGAAUGGCGUUGAUAAACCCGUCAGCCACCCCAAGCAGCACGGUUUCGUCGGAAGACCCGUUGGUGGGCAGUUUGUUGGGGUCGAAUCCCGCAGCCUCCGCGUCUGAUUUGCUGGCUCAACCUCUCGAGGUGGAUCAGACCGUGGAAUGGAGCAAGCGCCGGGUUGCCAGGUUUCUUCUGGCGGUUCUGCAUUGGUGGCCUGUAUUCCGUGCGAGCUGCGUUUUUCGUGAAAAGCUUCCCGCUGGUCUCAAUGCGGAAAUGGCUCAGAGGAUUACCGACUGCUUCAAUAGCGAAGAUAUCCAGGGACAGAUGGACACACUCACCGUCAUCGUGGAUUCCUUGAUGCGAGAAGAAAAGACCCACGUCCAGUCGUUGUCCUCCUGGCUGGAUGGAGACCAAGGAAGUGUUCUUUCGCCAAAUGAUGACUCUUUCCGAUCUGGGGACAGAAGCUACUUUUCUGGAUCUCAGUCUCAGUACUCUCAGGGUGGCUCAAUCGAGUCUGGCUCUGUGGGCAGUCGCAGCCAUUUGUCAGGCAGUGACAGGGGUGCUUCCCCGGCUUAG